Molecule: messenger RNA, 663 nt
Organism: Protopolystoma xenopodis
Lineage: Eukaryota; Metazoa; Platyhelminthes; Monogenea; Polystomatidea; Polystomatidae
Source: the annotation of a GenBank genome assembly
AUGCUCCCUCUGCCACCACUACCGCCCCCAUCCAGCACUAAGCCAUUACUACAAAGUCACCAGUUGGUUAGCCAGCGUCGGCUUCCACCAAUCGCUACCUUGGCUGCAGAAGUCGUCAGUGAUUGCCUUGGUGAGCGUAAUCUUCAGCAACCACCUUACCUCGCACAGGCCGCCAUGCCCCUAGGUAUCUCAGCUCCUGCCUCUGGAACCCUGAUAACCACUAGUCCUGUUGCUGCUUCCACCAUUGCCAGAGCCCUCGCCACUGGAAAAGCAGAAGAGUUGGCUGAGCCAGCACUUGUUCACGCGUCGUCUCAGCAAUCGGCACAUCUUGUUUCUAAUAUUAAGUCAGGUAACGCUUUUAUACAGGCUCAAGCUACGUCAAUACCUGCUUUAGCGCCGCUACCCGAGAUCGUAGGGACCGGCGUCCCUGCCAAUGUCAUUUCGAAUCCUACUGCGGCAGGCGUCGCUAUCAGCACCUCUGUAACUUCUUGUCAUGGGCCGGCGAUGACGCCGCGUCGGCGUACUGGUUCGCACAAGCUGACUGACUCUCAGGUAUACGAGCGUCUCAAGCAACUUGUGUCCAAGGGGGACCCGUUCUCAAAAUACAAAUUAGUGGAGAAAAUAGGACAAGGGUCAGUUGCUUUAUUUGGGUGUUAUAAAUAG